AAGUAAUGUAAAUGACGAUGAACUAAACCUUUUGAAAGACAGAGUGAGUGAUUAGCCAUAGAAAAAAUCACGGUGCUUUGCGUCUCCAUUCCCCACCUACCAAGCACGCGAUAGCAAAGUUUGAAAAAUUGUAAUCUGAUUUUGAACUUUGUGCAGAUAAGGUGUUUGAAAUAAAGAAAGAAUCGUGAAGGGCAUUGAUCGGAUCUGCAGAGAAAGGAGAAUGAGUUUGACGGCAUCAGAGAUAGCGAAGAAGCUGAAUCUGCAGCCUCACCCAGAAGGUGGCUUCUACGUCGAAACAUUCCGAGACCAUUCCGUUCAUCUUUCCACCUCUCAGCUCCCGCCGGAAUACAAAGUCGACCGCCCUGUCUCCACCUCCAUCUACUUCCUCCUUCCCUCCGGAACCCUCUCUCGCCUCCACCGCAUUCCCUGCGCCGAAACCUGGCAUCAUUACAUCGGCGACCCUAUCACCGUUGUGGAAUUGAAUGAGAAAGAUGGGAGUGUGAAGUUCACUUGCCUUGGAUCGGAUCUCGGUGAGAAUCAGAUGCCGCAGUACACAGUGGCUCCCAACGUCUGGUUUGGCUCUUUUCCCACCAACGAUUACACCUUCUCCACCGAUGGUGUCUUCAAACCUGCUGCUCCAAGAGACGGUGAGAGGAACUACUCUCUUGUAGGAUGCACCUGUGCACCUGCGUUUCAGUACCAGGACUUCGAGCUCGCUAAACCUUCUUACCUCCUCGCUCGCUUCCCCCAUUUCGAGCCUCUCAUCACCGCUCUCACGUUCCCCGAGUGACUCCCUCACCGCACCAUUCUCACUUCCUUCAUACCGUCUCUGGUAAUAUGUAUUUUAUAAAUUAUACUGUUUUUCAGAACCCAAUAAUUAUGAAUAUAUAUGUAUGUAUGUAUUCUCACUUUCAUGGGAAUAAUUUGGAAACAGUAACUUAUGUUCGUCCUUUCUGAAUC
Vigna unguiculata (cowpea) is the source of this 960-nucleotide messenger RNA. RefSeq lists its product as uncharacterized. Gene Ontology annotation, cellular component: intracellular anatomical structure. Lineage: Eukaryota; Viridiplantae; Streptophyta; Magnoliopsida; Fabales; Fabaceae. The record is from RefSeq and is a predicted model, not a curated record.